Stereum hirsutum FP-91666 SS1 is the source of this 1026-nucleotide messenger RNA. RefSeq lists its product as uncharacterized. Lineage: Eukaryota; Fungi; Basidiomycota; Agaricomycetes; Russulales; Stereaceae. The record is from RefSeq and is a predicted model, not a curated record. The coding region runs from base 1 to 1026 and encodes 341 amino acids. The transcript is spliced from 5 exons.
AUGGCCUCAUAUCUACAUUUCGACAUACUCGUAGCUAUAGUCCACUACUGCUCCAAACACGAACUUCUUGCUCUGCGACUCACAAACAAGGCUUUCAGUGAUGCAUCGGAAUACUUCCUCUAUCGGAAUAUCUCCUUCGACUUCUACGCGAAGACUAUGACCGAAGCCGAGAGCACAUUCUUUCGGAUCAGGGGGCUGUAUGAGCAACUACGCCUGGACGGAGAGAAGGCUGCGAUGGUACGGCGGUUAGAGGUCAGAGAGAUGAAUCAUCUUACUGUCUCUCCUGCCUGCGUCGUACCAAGCUUCAUACCUAUCAGACACCGUGCAUCGACACACGACUAUGACUCCUUCAGCAGUGCCGACAGCGCACCUGAACCCGAACCACGCGACCAGCUAGUCAUGGUCCAGCUCUCGGUCGCCGCUCUCCUCUCAGUUCUUCCCUCCCUGGAAGUGUUUCAUAUCGCCGGCACAAAAAAAUUGGGAAACCAUCUCGCGCCACUUGAAGUCCUCGAAUACGCCACCUGCCCUGCUCUCAAGGAGUUUCGCCUAGAAAUCUCCCGAGACAGUAGCUGGUUUCCAAUUCGACCGACCCUAGCUGGCUUCCUUGAGCGGCAUCCUCAACUUACCGAUAUCACACUCGAGAUAGAGCAACCGACUGGUCGUGGCCUUCUCUCCAACGCAGAUCGGCUUUUCCCGCAGGAAGUGGAGACCAUCACCUUGAUUGCCACGUAUCUACCUCAGCUGGAAGAACUGGAGCUGAGGCAUACUGACCUGACAUACAAGCUUCCCUUGGUUCCGGAACGUAUCGAGGCAUUCGCUUCAGCACUCUCCUCGUUCAAGACCUUGCAAUGCUUGACAUACCGCUGGUCCGGUCACGGUCGAAUUCAGACUAUGGCCGACCGAACCGAAGCGAUUGACCGAGCGACCGUAUCAUCCAGGGGAAGAGCUUGCCCUACGCUAACUUACUGCUCACUCUAUGGAAGUGUAUGGGAGCGAAUGGACACGAGCUGGGUCUAUUCGUGCUAA